This is a messenger RNA of Anopheles maculipalpis, 1449 nucleotides long. It is a transcript of the gene AsnRS-m, whose product is annotated as probable asparagine--tRNA ligase, mitochondrial. NCBI's taxonomy places the organism in Eukaryota, Metazoa, Arthropoda, Insecta, Diptera, Culicidae. Gene Ontology annotation, cellular component: mitochondrion. The record is from RefSeq and is a predicted model, not a curated record. Gene Ontology annotation, molecular function: asparagine-tRNA ligase activity; nucleic acid binding; ATP binding. The transcript is spliced from 2 exons. Bases 34 to 1449 code for a protein of 471 amino acids. Gene Ontology annotation, biological process: asparaginyl-tRNA aminoacylation.
CACAAGAUAUCAAAACAAAGCUCCGUACUAGGAAUGGUUAUGCUGUGUAGCCGGCUUUUGUUACGGAAUUUGUACCGUAAUUACCAUUUCUAUCGAAUAAAGGACCUUUCGUUGGAAAAUUGCAAACCCGGAUGCAAAGUGAAUGUAAAGGGAUGGGUCAAAUCCGUACGAAACAUGAAGGGAAAUCUGUUUGUGGACGUAAACGAUGGCUCUGGUCCACGCAACUUUCAGCUAGUGAUAAGCAAAGAGAAAAACAUCGACACGGCGUACGGGUCCUCAAUCGAUGCGUGUGGAGUAAUUGUUGCCUCGCCAAAGAAUCAGCUUGAACUGCACGUGGACAGCCUGACAGAGUUGGGGAAAUGUCCGUUAGCGGAGGGUUAUCCGUUUUAUCCGAAAAAAUCCUACCCUCCGGAGUACAUCCGUAACCAUCUGCAUCUUCGAUCGCGCGUCAACUCAAUGGCAUCGACGUUUCGGGUUCGACAUGAGGCCACACGAGCAUUCAACGAGUAUCUACAGCAGGAGGGUUUCGUCCAGAUCCAUACACCCGUCCUAACGUCGAAUGAUUGUGAAGGUGCUGGGGAAGCAUUCCUGGUGAAACCAUUAAACGAACAGCUGCUGAAGAGUAUGGCCAAGGAAAAUGUCCCUCUAGAGCAUGCGUAUUUCGAUCGGCCCACCUUCCUAACCGUUUCCGGCCAGUUACAUCUGGAAGCGAUGUCGCACGGGUUGGACAAGGUGUACACGUUUGGGCCAACGUUUCGGGCGGAAAACUGUAAAUCCAACAUUCACCUCUCGGAGUUUUACAUGCUGGAGCUGGAAGAAGCUUUUAUGGAAACACUCGAGGAGUUAAUGCAACGUGUAGAACAUAUGUUGAAAAGCGUUACCAAAAGUGUGCUGGAACGAAGUGCGGGAGAUUUGAGUGUGGUUAGGCGGUUAACGACGGACAGUAAGCUAGAGACCGGCUUCCAGUGGAUAGACAAACCAUUCCCACGGUUAACGUACGAAGAAGCGAUGGAUGUACUGCAGGCGAACGAAGGUAAGUUAAAGUCCCCGGUGUGUCGUGAGGAAGGCAUCAAUAAGGAGCAGGAACUGUUUCUGGUCGAACACUGCCGGGGGCCAGUAUUCGUUUGCUACUGGCCAAAAGAGAUUAAGUCCUUCUAUAUGCGAGAAAAUGCGAACAAUCCUCUGCUUACCGAUGCGUUGGAUCUGCUUGUGCCGCACGUUGGUGAGCUGGUCGGUGGAAGUGUUCGUGAGGAUAGUUAUGAGCGUUUGGAACGGAAACUUCCCAACCGGGACGUGCUGGAAUGGUACCUAGAUUUGCGAAAGUUUGGCAGCGUCACGACGGCUGGGUUCGGGUUGGGAUUCGAGCGAUAUUUAUCGUGGAUAUUGAAUGUUCACAAUAUUAAAGAUGUGAUUCCGUACCCUCGAUGGGCGCACAAUUGCGUCAUGUAA